Uloborus diversus is the source of this 2438-nucleotide messenger RNA. RefSeq names its product atrial natriuretic peptide-converting enzyme-like. The transcript has 16 exons. NCBI's taxonomy places the organism in Eukaryota, Metazoa, Arthropoda, Arachnida, Araneae, Uloboridae. The record is from RefSeq and is a predicted model, not a curated record. Gene Ontology annotation, molecular function: serine-type endopeptidase activity; protein binding. The coding region runs from base 1 to 2337 and encodes 778 amino acids. Gene Ontology annotation, biological process: proteolysis.
AUGGAUGCUCUGCAGCAGCGCUCUGUUCCCUUUAGUGCCAUAACAAAUAGCAGCAGUUGUGGCACACCCAGUGAAAGUGGAGACAGCCAUCAAAUCAAAUUCACCCAUAAAGAAGGUUGUACACCUACAGCUUGUGCAUGCGUCAUUCUUGCAAUCCUUUUCGUGUCUCUAGGAGCUGCUGCUGGAGUUUAUUUUGGACUUCAAUUCCUGGACAUAGGAAAAAGAAAUGAACGAGUCUACAAAGGCAGUUUUGUAAUUGUUGGGGGGGACAAGUACACCUCUAGCCUCUCUGACACCCUUUCUGAUGACUUCCAGGAAAAAGCUCAGGCCUACAAAGCGAGGCUGGACAAGCUGUACAACAACAGUGUAUACAAAAAUGCCUUUUUGCAGUCAGAAAUUUUAGCGUUAAACAAAAAAGACGAGGAGAAGAAUCUUAUUGUUCAUUUCAACCUACAUCUAUCACCUGAACAAGUUGGACUGAGUGCUGCGGAUUUGUACGUCAUUUUAUCAGAAGAAGUAAUGAGGUCAAAAACAGGUGCUUUCCGAGACAUAGAAAUUGAUCAAGAUUCCAUCCAAAUUCAAGAGCGAAAACCACCUGUUGAUGAUGCACUCGAUCGAUGGGUUCCGAGACGUCAGUAUCCAGGUUACGUUGAGGGAUUAACGACAACUCCAAGCUCCGUUAUGGCUCGUAUAGUACCUCGCCAAUGCACGAGUACAGAAAUACCAUUUUGCACCAUUUUGCCGUACAACACAACAUCUUAUCCUAAUAUUGUUAGACACAACAACUUAUCUGAAGUACUAAAUGACAUGGUGACCUUCAGGCAAAUCUUGGAUUUUGAAUGCUAUCCUCUCGCACAGGAGUUUGUGUGCCAGUUGUUGCAACCUGACUGCCAAGGAAAUGAUAUCAUCAUGCCUUGCAAAGAGUUUUGUGAAGAUUUCUGGAGGUCAUGUAAGAAGUUGCUCCCGAAGAAAGUAAUUGACAAAAUUGAUUGCUCAAAGUUCCCUAAAUUCAGUGGCCAUGGGACAUGUCACCAAAAACCAGGUUGUUCAAAUGAAUUGAAAGCUCGAGGUAUGUCAGACAGAAUUUGUGAUGGCAUUGUAGACUGUAAAGACUCUUCCGAUGAAAUAGAUUGUGAUUACUGUAAGCCAGGUCAGUUUAUUUGUGGCGACCGACAAUGCGUGGAUAAAGAUCGAAGAUGUGAUCUUCGAGAAGACUGUCUGAAUGGUAUCGACGAGAGAAACUGCAUGUCCAUUAGUCCCAGUGAUUGGGGAUCCAAGGAAAGUUACUACACUUACAGUAAUUCGGGAUUCCUUCUUUAUUCUGAUUCCGGAGAAAUCUCCCGGAUUUGCUCCGAGAAUCUCAAUUACAGUCUCCCAGCAACUCGACGUGAUAUUGUACUCCAGAGCUUGGCUGUAUCGACUUGCUCGGCUCUUAACUUCGAGGUCACUGAAAACGUGGAAAUGAGGAAGGAUACAAAUGCUGUAGCUGCUGAUUAUGUUCAACUCUUGGAUCCCCUUGCAUCAAGUGUAACAUUUGUGCAAGUGUCUUGUGACAGUCAAAAUGUUGUUUACGUCAAAUGUGGUGCAAGUGCUUGUGGACUACGACCUGCACACUCAGCAAGAGUUGCAAGAAAUUUUAAUCUCAAUCUACCAGAGGGAAGAUUCGGCGCGGUACACGGACAAUGGCCUUGGCACGUUGCACUUUUCAAAAAUGGAGAACAUGUUUGUGACGCAACUCUGAUAUCCGACGACUGGGUAUUGACUUCAACUUCUUGCUUUGAAGGGGAUCCGCAUGCUAUAUGGACAGCUCGCCUGGGCGUUGUUCGCCUAACGUCUAGUUCACCAUUUGAUCAAGAAUCUCGAAUAACUGGAAUGGUAAAAUCCCCCAUAAGUUCUGGAGCUGUUUCUCUGUUGAAGUUGGAAAGGUCUAUCAAUGGUUCGGAUUACGUAAGACCUUCCUGUCUUCCAAGUCACAAUUACUCAUUAACAGGAAUACCUUGCAACACGCUGCGAUGGAGCAUUCGAAAAAACCAUCUUUUCGAAGUUAAGUUGACUCUGAGUGGCAACAACUGUACUGAUGAAGUAGAUAAUGCGACGUCGACGAAUUCGAGGGUAAUUUGUGCUGCUGAAAGUGAAGUAAUGGAAGAUGAAGAGUGCCAGGGGGAUGAAUCUGAAGGGAGUCCAUUGCUCUGUAACAUCAAUGACAAAUGGUAUGUACUUGGAGUUAGUAACCAAAAAGUAACUUGUCCAAGCUCGAACAAGAGACGCCGAUUUCAUCAUACCUUCGAGCACGUCCAGUGGAUACGUCACACUCUUGAAUCGCUGAAAGGUCAUUAACUUUCAUGACACAGUGGUUGGACAAAUGUGGCUCAUUUUAUUCAUUACCUAUGCGAUCGGAACCAAUUUAAAAGUAAUUGCGUUUACACAAAAGCUGAAAC